AUGUCUUAUAUGCUACCUCAUCUGCAUAAUGGCUGGCAAGUAGAUCAAGCCAUUUUAGGCGAAGAAGAUAGAGUUGUCAUUAUUCGCUUCGGCCAUGAUUGGGAUCCCACUUGCAUGCACAUGGAUGAAAUACUCUUCAAAAUUGCCGAUCGUGUCCAAAAGUUUGCUGUCACUUAUCUAGUGGAUAUUACUGCUGUACCAGAUUUUAACAAGAUGUAUGAAUUAUACGACCCUUGUACUGUGAUGUUCUUCUACCGAAACAAGCACAUCAUGAUCGAUUUAGGCACUGGAAAUAACAAUAAAAUCAAUUGGUCAUUGCAAGACCCUCAAGAAAUGAUUGAUAUUGUUGAGACGGUGUAUAGGGGUGCCAGGAAAGGUCGUGGUCUUGUAAUCUCCCCUAAAGAUUAUUCAACGAAAUACAGAUAUUGA
Trichoplax adhaerens is the source of this 429-nucleotide messenger RNA. RefSeq lists its product as uncharacterized. Gene Ontology annotation, biological process: mRNA splicing, via spliceosome. The record is from RefSeq and is a predicted model, not a curated record. Bases 1 to 429 code for a protein of 142 amino acids. Lineage: Eukaryota; Metazoa; Placozoa; Uniplacotomia; Trichoplacea; Trichoplacidae. Gene Ontology annotation, cellular component: U5 snRNP; U4/U6 x U5 tri-snRNP complex; spliceosomal complex. The transcript has a single exon.